GGAGAUCGACGUCCUCUGGACCUUGAAGUCGGGCGCGUCUACGGAAAGCUCUGCCGACCAGCCCUUUGCGUGCUCGAGGUUUAUAGUAGCGAUAGGACGUAACGCCGCAGCUUUCCUGUCUUCUUUUAUUCUGGAUUCUGUAUGUUGGGAAGUAGUUGGAGUUGUGAAGUUGUGGAAUGAGUGGUGUCGAACAUCCAACACAACAAAUGUCCUCCCAACAGAUUCUUUUUGUUUGUUCUACCGAUUAAUAUCAGAUCCAACAGUUUUGUUGUGCCAGUGUAGUUGCUAUGUGGCUGAGGACCAACAGUUCCAGUGGCUUGAAAAGGUUUUUGGCUGUAUGCGAAAGGAGGGCUUGGAAGUAACCAUUCUUUCAACAUGUCCUGUAGCUGAUUAUAAAACUCAGGAAUCCACUUUAACACUUCCGUCUCCAUUUCUGAAAGCCUUGAAGACAAAGGAAUUCAAAGAGCAGGUCUGCUGCCCACUGCUGGAACAACCUAACAUUGUGCGAGAUCUUCCUGCUGCUGUUUUGAGUUAUUGUCAAGUAUGGCAGAUUCCUGCAGUGUUGUAUCAGUGCUACACUGAUGUCAUCAAACUGGACACAGUUACAAUUGAAGCAUUCAAGCCUCUGCUUUCUUCUAAAAUCCUAAAGAGUUUAGUCAAGGAUGUAUCUGAAAGCACAAAGAUUCUGAAGAAGUUACUGACAACCAAUGAAACUCACAGUAAUAUCUAUAUCUAAAGAGGACAUUUAUGACACAGACUGCACCUUCGUAAACCCCAGUUUCUUCAUAGAGGACAUUUUGGAACUGUAGUUGUUUCCUUAAAAGUGGAAUAAAUUCCAGUAGAUUUUUACUUCUG
Messenger RNA from Pelecanus crispus (Dalmatian pelican), 855 nucleotides. Lineage: Eukaryota; Metazoa; Chordata; Aves; Pelecaniformes; Pelecanidae. The record is from RefSeq and is a predicted model, not a curated record.